This is a messenger RNA of Schistosoma spindalis, 1961 nucleotides long. Lineage: Eukaryota; Metazoa; Platyhelminthes; Trematoda; Strigeidida; Schistosomatidae. The record is from the annotation of a GenBank genome assembly.
AUGAUUCUAUUACAUCAAUUAUAUACAUUAUGGUAUGGAUAUUAUACAAAUAAAAUUAAUUUAUUAUCAGGAUUAUUAAUUCAUUUAUUAAUAAAUUUAUUAUCAAUUAAUUAUUGUAUUGAAAGUACUACAGUGACAACUGGAUCAUGUUUUGCAAAACGUUUAAAUAGUGGUAAUUGUAUUGGAUUAAUGGAAGAGAGUAUAUCACAAUUAGAAUGUUGUAAACGUGGUGGAUUCUAUUUAAAUCGUCAAAUAACUCAACAAGAAUAUUUAACGGAUCAUUUAUUAUUUGAAUCUGGUACACCAAAUUGUGUUCAAGCAUGUAAUGAAGAAUUACCUUCAACAUGUAAAGGAUAUGUAUGUCCUGAAGGACAUUAUUGUCGUAUGAUUAAUAAUGAACCAAAAUGUAAAUGUCGUUUACAAUGUAAUACAGCUGAUUAUUUAACUGGUCCAUUAUGUACAACUAAUUUAAGACGAUUUCAUAAUCAAUGUCAUUUAAAACAAGCACGUUGUAAAUUACCAAAAGAAAGUCUUGAAGUAAUUCCAUGUCCUGAUGAAGGUUUACGAUGUUCAGAUUUAAGUAUAUUAUCUGAAAAAAAUUUGAAUUUAAAUACAUUAUUUAAAACAUUAUAUAAUGAAUUAGAUAAUGAAAAAGAUGUUUCGUCAUUAUCAUCAUCAUUAUCAUCAUCAACUUCAUCAACUUCAACAACAAAUACAAUACGAUCCUCAUUAUCAUCACCAUCAUCAUCAUCAUCAUCAUCAUCAUCCUCCUCCUCAUCCACAACAGAUCAUCAAGACUAUACAGAUAAUUUAAAUGAUAAUAUCAUUAUUAUGAAUCGUAGAACAUCCACUGAUUUUAAUCCAUAUAUUACAAAUAUAGAUGAAUCAAUUUAUGAUGAGAAAACAAUUUAUUCUAAUGAUGAAUUAACUAAAGAAUUAAUAUGUAAUACAAAUGAAUAUUGUUUAUUACGUCAAUUUGAUGGACGUCCAUCUUGUGAAUAUUGGAAUGAACAAUCAUGGAAAACAUUAAAUAAUUGUCCAGAAUCAACAUUUCAUGAACCAAUAUGUAGUACUAAUAAUCAAACAUAUUAUAAUAGUUGUGAUCUUAAAUUAGCUGGAUUAAAAAAUCAAUUAGAAGUAAGAAUUGCUUAUAAAGGAGAAUGUAGAAGUAAAGCUACAUGUUCUAAUAUACAAUGUCCAAGAGCUGAAAUGAGAUGUAGUCCACAUCAUUUAACUGGUCAACCAAUUUGUAUGGAUUGUGCUAAACUACCAUUAGAUUGUAAUGCAUCAUUUAGAAAUGGACAAGAAACAUUAACUUCAACAUCAUCAUCAUCAUCAUCAUCGUCGUCGUCUGCAGGUAUACCAGGUAAAAGAAGAACACAAGUAUUUGGUGAUCCUGUUUGGAAGACACCAGUUCAAACAUAUGGUUGGCCAGUUGUUUGUGGAUCAAAUGGAAAAACUUAUCGUAAUACUUGUUUUCUUCAUGUUGUCAAUUGUUUAAGUGAUAAAUUUGUUGAAUUGAAAAAACCAGAAUUUUGUAGUGAAACUAUUCCAUCAAGACAUAAUGAUUGGAGUAGACAUUUUGGAAAAUUAUCAACUUUAUUCUAAUCAUAAACAGAUAGAGUUAUUGACAACAAUAGUUAAUCAAUAAAUCAAUAAAUCAAUGAAUCAAUCAAUCAAUCGAUUAAUCAAGAUUCUUUUAUCAAUUACUUUAUCUAAAAUUUGACAAAUGAAACUCGAAAAACAAACAAACAAACAAACAUACAAACAAACAAAAUCAGAACUAUUUACAUGACAUAACAUUGAACUAUUAAAGAGAUACAUAUUGAAUGUGUAAAAUUGUGCAAAAUAGAAUGCAAUUUACUUAGCACAAUUAAAUGCUAAUGAAAAAUAAAAAUAAAAAUUAUAUGCAUUUGCUUUGAUUGAUUUUCUUUUUGAGUUUAUGAUUAUGAUUGUUUAUU